UCCCCAGUCGCAUCCAUAUUCAAAUUUCCGGACAGCUCGUUCACGGAUCACCUGGGAACCGGGAAGGCGUCGCCAUUGUUCGCCGUACGAAGAAACUUUCGAGUCUCGAGAUGUCCGCGACUCAGUCCGAGUGCGACCUCGGGGCAACUGGCGGGCCUCCUUUCGCGAUUGGGGAGUACACCUUCGCCGACGCCGGGAACCUGGAGCAUUGCGCCAAGUACCUCAACCAGACGCUAGUGACCUUCGGAUUCCCAGCCUCACUGGAUCUCUUUGCCACUGAUCCCGUUUCGAUUUCAAGGACAUGUAAUUGCAUCUAUUCUCUACUUCAACAAAGGCAGCGCGACAUUGAGUUUAGGGAGUCAUCUAAUGAGCAGAGGCAAAGAUUGCAGUCUGAUUUAUCAAGAUUAGAGGCUAAGAUUGAAAGGCUUGAGGCACAAUUAGCUGCAAAAGAUCGAGAGCUAGCCACUUUAACCCGAAUGGAGGCUAAACAUACUGCAGCUUUGAAGGCUCAAAUUGAAAAGUUGCAGCAGGAACGUGAUGAAUUUCAGCGAAUGGUCAUUGGUAAUCAGCAAGUGCGCACGCAACAAAUACAUGAAAUGAAGAAAAAAGAGAAGGAAUACAUAAAACUGCAGGAGAGGCUAAACCAAGUGCUAAUGGAGAAAAAGAAGGAAUCUCGGUCAGGGAUGGAGAUAAUGAACUUACUGCAGAAAGAAGGGCGUCAGCGUGGAACAUGGAAUGGAAAGAAGGCUGACAAUGAUUUCUAUAAAAUGAUUGUUGAUGCAUAUGAAGUAAAGAAGCAAGAGCUGAUGGCAGAGAACUCUGAUUUGCGGGCUUUACUACGUUCUAUGCAGAUGGAUAUGCGGGACUUUUUAAAUGCUCCAAAUGGCCUGUCCCAACAAACUGUCGCUGUCAAUGAAAAACAAGUGGCAGGAUCUCCUCAGUCUCCAUUAGGUGGCAGGACGGAUUUCUUUGAUCUACCUUUCCACAUGGCUAGAGAUCAAAUAGAAGAGAGCUUACGAACUAAGAUGGCUUCAAUUAAGGCAGGGAUGCUACAGCUUCAAGAUGCACAGAAAGGAGCAGAGGUGACCUCUGAAGCAACUGAGAGAGAGCUUGAGCUUGAAGCUCAACUUGUUGAAGCUAGGAGCAUCAUUCAAGAGCAGGCUUCAAUAAUGUCCAAACAUUUUGCAAAGUCUGAGAAGCCAAGGAUAUUGAGUAGCCAUUUAGAUGCUGAGAGAGAAGUGAUCCAUUCAGCAUCUGCUGAGGCGGUGUAAAAAUCCAGGGUGCUCUGGUAUUUUGAUGGUAGUGGUGCAUGCUUUUGACUUGAUAUAAACUAGGUUUGCUGCUGAGAUCAAAGUGCCAGAGAUGACAAGUGUUAAAAACCUUUUGUAAGUAUUUUGGAUAGCUUUACUGGACUAUUCAUGUUGGUGGUUCAGAAGAACCGAGUGAAUCCAUUAAUAUUCCUCAAUAUAUAGCUUUUUUAUAAAUUUAUAAUAGUUCUCGUGUUGUCAUAA
Molecule: messenger RNA, 1511 nt
Organism: Phoenix dactylifera (date palm)
Lineage: Eukaryota; Viridiplantae; Streptophyta; Magnoliopsida; Arecales; Arecaceae
Source: RefSeq, a predicted model, not a curated record